AAAUAUUUUAUUAAGCGCCAUCGCGUGGUUGUUCACACAUGAAACACGUGUGACGUCACUUCCUUCUUUUCAGCUCCAGCUUCCAAGAUGGGCGCUUACAAAUACAUGAGCGAGGUUUGGCGAAAGAAACAAUCUGACGUUCUUCGGUAUUUGUUGAGAAUUCGUUGCUGGCAUUUUCGUCAACUUUCCUCUGUGCAUCGGGCAUCAAGACCUACACGCCCAGAUAAAGCGAGAAAACUCGGUUACAAAGCUAAGCAAGGUUUUGUAAUUUACCGAGCCCGUGUCCGACGUGGGGGUCGCAAGAAGCCUGUUCCAAAAGGAGCAACUUACGGAAAACCCGUCCACCAGGGGGUUAACCAACUUAAGUUCGCGAGAAACCUUCAAAGUGUCGCUGAGGAGCGAGUAGGUCGUCACUGCGGGGCGCUACGAGUGCUUAACAGUUACUGGGUUGCAGAAGAUUCGACUUACAAAUAUUUUGAAGUCAUUCUCGCUGAUCCGAUGCAUAAGACGAUCCGACGAGAUCCAAACAUUCAAUGGAUUUGUAAAUCAACGAUGAAACAUCGUGAGAUGAGAGGUCUAACGUCGGCCGGUAAGAGCAGUCGUGGUCUUGGCAAGGGACAUCGUUUCAAUCAUUCCAUCGGGGGAUCGGUCCACGCUGCAUGGAAGCGUAGAAACACCACUCAGAUGCGAAGAAAGCGAUAAGUUGGUCGUCAUGGAAAUAAAAAUAUUCGAUAAAA
Molecule: messenger RNA, 737 nt
Organism: Ciona intestinalis (vase tunicate)
Lineage: Eukaryota; Metazoa; Chordata; Ascidiacea; Phlebobranchia; Cionidae
Source: RefSeq, a predicted model, not a curated record